Messenger RNA from Acaulospora morrowiae, 210 nucleotides. NCBI's taxonomy places the organism in Eukaryota, Fungi, Glomeromycota, Glomeromycetes, Diversisporales, Acaulosporaceae. The record is from the annotation of a GenBank genome assembly.
AUGCGGAAAACAUUGUUGUUAGAAAAACAAACUGAUCGUAAACAACGCCCAAAGGAUAAUCCUAUGGGAAUUUGGAACCGUUCUCUCGUUUCCUCCUUCCCACACACUUCCACCUUUACUCUAUCAUCUCCGAAUAUUGGAUCAAAUAUGGUAUUCCAACCACCGACCUCAUCCAUUCUUCAAUUCUAUUAUAAAUCCUCAUCAUUGUGA